AUGGCCGUGAAGGUCCAAGUGGCGAAUUGGGGCAGUGACGGAAGUAUCCAUGUCACACCAUCUAUACUCUACGGUGCUCUGUACUGCAACGGUUUGAUCUUGUACGGCAUUAACCAGAUGGAGCGCCAAGCUCAUCUACGGGCGCAUGCAGAGUUUCUUCCUUGCGGAAGUAUGGAAGAGUGCAGUCCGCUAGUUGGCUGGAAUGCAUGGAGCAGACGACUACUGGUUGUUCGGGAUACCCUCAUGCUUGUGUUGCUUGAUUCAAACAACGACUUGAGAGAUUGUUGUUUGACAGGCAUGCAUCGCUAG
This is a messenger RNA of Microsporum canis CBS 113480, 309 nucleotides long. RefSeq lists its product as uncharacterized. The coding region runs from base 1 to 309 and encodes 102 amino acids. The transcript is spliced from 2 exons. The record is from RefSeq and is a predicted model, not a curated record. Lineage: Eukaryota; Fungi; Ascomycota; Eurotiomycetes; Onygenales; Arthrodermataceae.